Molecule: messenger RNA, 2147 nt
Organism: Humulus lupulus (European hop)
Lineage: Eukaryota; Viridiplantae; Streptophyta; Magnoliopsida; Rosales; Cannabaceae
Product: glycosyl hydrolase 5 family protein-like
Exons: 4
Coding region: 256-1935 (559 amino acids)
Molecular function (GO): hydrolase activity, hydrolyzing O-glycosyl compounds
Source: RefSeq, a predicted model, not a curated record
UUAACAUUUACUUUUUGAAAAACAAGUCGAAAGGAGAAGCAAAUCUCCAAUUCUUUAAUAUUUUUACUUGAGUGAAAUUGAUAUUGAAGCCUAUUAUUAAUUAUACAAAAACAAAUGCCGAAUAUGAUUGUGUAACGCAUCAUGAAAAUAUCACUAUAAUAUUUACAUAUGGUAUUAAUGCAUGGACAACAAGUACUCUACUACCAGCGUUGAAUUUCCAUACAAUAUAUCUCUUGUCUGUAGUCAAUAAAAAAAAUGAAGAUGGGACGGUCCUUUCUGCUUCACUUUCUCUCUGUUUUAACCUUCACUACAUUCUUCUUAGUAUCCCAAACCGGGCCGGCGACUGGUCUGCCGCUGGCCACCAAUUCGAGAUGGAUUGUGAAUGAGAUCAGCGGGAAGAGAGUGAAACUAGCCUGCGUGAAUUGGGUUUCUCAUCUUGAGGUGGUGCUGGCCGAAGGGCUCAACAAGCAGCCCAUCGAUGCCAUCGUUGGCCGAAUCUCGUCGAUGGGGUUUAACUGUGUUCGCCUCACUUGGCCAGUCUACUUGGCCACCAACAACUCACUCGCCUCUCUCACGGUUCGACAGUCCUUCCAAAGGUUCGGUCUUGCAGAAGCCAUAGCUGGUAUUGAGGCCAAUAAUCCCUCCAUCAUCGAUAUUCCCCUCAUCAAAGCCUACCAGGCAGUGGUAGCUGGGCUUGGAAAAGGGAAGGUGAUGGUGAUCCUGGACAAUCAUGUUAGCAAUCCCAGCUGGUGUUGCCACAAUACUGACGGCAAUGGGUUCUUCGGCGAUAAAUACUUCGACCCAGAGCAGUGGAUUGAGGGGCUUACUCGAAUGGCGACGUUGUUCAAGGGUCACCGCAAUGUCGUCGGCAUGAGCUUGAGGAACGAGCUCCGUGGGCCCAGGCAGAAUGAAGACGAUUGGUACAAGUACAUGCAAAGAGGAGCCGAGGCAGUUCACUCGGCAAACCCAAAUGUUCUUGUGAUUAUCUCUGGUUUACAUUUCGAUACGCACUUGUCAUACCUACGAAAUCGAGCAUUCAGGCUCACAUUUUCUGGGAAGCUAGUAUUUGAAGUUCAUUGGUAUUCGUUUAUAGAUGGCAAGGCAUGGGAAAGUGAGAAUGCAAAUAAAGUGUGUGGUUGGGUGGGUGAUAACAUGAAGACACAAUCUGGGUUCUUGGUAAAGAAAGGAUUCCCUUUGUUUUUAAGUGAGUUUGGAGUGGAUGAAAGGGGGACCAAUGAGAAUGACAACAGGUACUUGAACUGUGCCUUAGCUGUAGCAGCUGAACUGGACUUGGAUUGGGCUUUGUGGACUUUGGCUGGUAGUUACUACUUCAGAGAAGGUGUUGUUGGAUUAGAUGAGGUUUAUGCAGUCUUAAACAAGGAUUUCAAUGGACUCCGAAAUGCAACUGUCUUACACAAGAUCACUUCACUCCGACACUCAUUUCAAGGGCCAGGCUUAUCAACAAGUCGAUCACACAAAGUCAUUUUCCACCCAGCAACUGGUGAUUGUGUUGUAAGAAAAUCCCAAUCGGGUCCAUUGGCAUUAGGUCCUUGCUCUAGUUCUGAUGCUUGGCAUUAUUCACAUUAUGAGAAUACACUGACGAUCAGAGGAACACCCUUCUGCUUACGAGCACAAGAAGUGGGGAAACCAGCCCAACUUAGCAAAGAUUGUACUGCCGUUGACUCCAAAUGGAAGCCCAUAUCGGAUUCUAACUUGCAACUCUCCACUACGACUGGCAAAAACGACACCGUUUGCCUAGACGUUGACAGUAGUGCGAAUGAGGUUGUCGUAAAUGCUUGUUAUUGCGUGAGUGAAGAUAGUUGGUGUGACCCGUCUAGGCAAUGGUUCAAACUUGUUUACAGCACAAGAAAACCAAAGGCAGGAUCUUUUUCUAAGAUGAUGAUAACUCCAACAAAUGAUGGACUUGCCGAUUGAGGAAUCUGAUAAUGGAAGUCUUUGCUCACAAUGUUAUCUUUAGAGAAUAAUUUAUAUAUGGUUUUGAUUUAUUCUAGCUCAAAACCAGUAUUAUUAAGAUUGUUUACUUCGUCUAUAUAGAUAUGUGAAAAACCAUCUAUAUUAUGACAAUCGUUACGUUAUUUUAUAUCAUCUUAAAUCAGAUGAAUCAUAAAAUAAUAUAUUAUAUGCAA